Molecule: messenger RNA, 1116 nt
Organism: Opisthorchis viverrini
Lineage: Eukaryota; Metazoa; Platyhelminthes; Trematoda; Opisthorchiida; Opisthorchiidae
Exons: 7
Coding region: 55-1116 (353 amino acids)
Cellular component (GO): endoplasmic reticulum membrane
Source: RefSeq, a predicted model, not a curated record
UGGACCCUCCGACUCUGGCCUGAUCUUAGUGCAACUACUGUAGCCGCCCAGACAAUGGCACCCGAGCUCUGGCUACUUUCUUUGGUGGCAGUCGUUACCACUUUUGUGAUAAUCACGUUCAUAGUAAGCGUUUGUCCUUUUACCGUGAAGCUUCUGAUUUUCAUAUAUUUGUCUACGGAUCCGUACCCAAACAUGCGCCGCGACCAUGUAGAGGAGUGUUUUCUCGAGCCCUCAACUUCCGAGUAUAUCAAGCUACCAGUCGGUCUCACCGAGCGUCCCAAGCUCGAACUUUCCAUAAUCGUUCCCGCGUACAAUGAGACUUCUCGUCUCCCGAAAAUGCUCGACGAAGCUUUGGAAUAUUUGAACAAGCGCAAGGAACACAACCCAAAAUUUUCGUUCGAGAUCAUUGUAGUGGACGACGGAAGUGCAGAUGCUACAGCUGAGGUUGCACUGAAAUACUCAAAAGCUCACGGUACUGACAAAGUUCGUGUUGUCAAACUCCUCAGGAACCGUGGAAAGGGUGCUGCAGUUCGCUUCGGCAUGCUAUCGGCUCGUGGCCGAAUGUUACUAUUUGCGGACGCGGAUGGAGCGACCCGAUUCUCGGACGUGGAAAAACUUGAGGAUGCGCUAUCUGCGGCUGUCGCCAGACGUUGGAAUGGCAGCAUGUCCAUUAUUUGCGGAUCCAGGGCCCACUUGGAAGCGGAAGCAAUCGUGAAGCGCCACCCACUGCGCAACCUACUGAUGUAUGGGUUCAAAUUUUGUGUGUGGCUUCUGUGUGUACGUGGCAUACGUGACACUCAAUGUGGGUUUAAACUGUUCAGUCGAUCGGCCGCUCGCCUGCUGUUCCAUAAUCUGCACGUGGACCGAUGGGCGUUCGAUGUUGAUCUUCUCUAUUUGGCUCGUUAUUUCGAUAUGGAGAUUGUUGAAGUUCCUGUUAACUGGCACGAAGUGGAUGAUGGCGAACGUUCGGUUGUGCGAAGAGGCUUAUUGUUGGGUGGAAUUCGGCAUCGACACCGUUUACCGCUCAAGGGAACUGCCUCGUCUAUGGCCCCGUUCCACACGCGAUUGGCCAAAGGAGCAGAUCGUCUGACAGUCCGGCAUCAAGGCUGGCUCUGA